Messenger RNA from Cinclus cinclus, 2586 nucleotides. RefSeq names its product family with sequence similarity 222 member B (gene FAM222B). The record is from RefSeq and is a predicted model, not a curated record. Bases 108 to 1754 code for a protein of 548 amino acids. NCBI's taxonomy places the organism in Eukaryota, Metazoa, Chordata, Aves, Passeriformes, Cinclidae. The transcript is spliced from 3 exons.
CGGCGGGGCCGGGCGGGCACAGCGGCGGCGGCGCCAUGAGGCCCGGGCAGGGGCACCGAGAUGUGCAGAGGAGUGAAUGCCCCAUGUUGUGUUAGUGCCUGUCUGCCAUGCUGGCCUGUCUGCCAGGACCAGGCGACCUCUCCUUUCAGCUUCUUUCUUACACGCAGAUGAACACUGGACUUCAGAAAUGGGACACUACACAGAAAAUGAGAUCUGCACAGUAUCCUACCCCAGCAGAAUUGGAUGCUUAUGCUAAGAAGGUCGCCAACAAUCCACUGACUAUAAAAAUCUUUCCAAACAGCGUCAAGGUUCCCCAGAGGAAACACAUACGCCGUACUGUGAACGGACUCGAUACUUCGGGCCAGAGGUACAGCCCCUACCCGUCUCAGGCCACCACAAAAACGGGCCUGCUGGCCAUAGUCAAAUCCCCAGCGAAAGGAAUCAUCAAGGACUUUGACGGGACGCGCGCGCGCCUGCUGCCGGAGGCGAUGAUGAACCCCCCCUCCACGCCGUACGUCGCACCAAGCACUUUAUCCCACCCGCAGGCGCUCGCUCGCCAGCAGGCUCUCCAGCAUGCACAGACUUUGCCGCACCCCCAGAGCAUCCCGCAGCACCCUCAGGGUAUUCCACAGCCACCCAGCUUACCGCACCCUCAGGGGAUCCCGCAGGCGCUGCCGCACCCGCAGAACGUGCAGCAGCCGCAGGGCUUGCAGCACCCUCAGACCGUGGCACACCAGACCCUGCAGCACCCCCCGAACCCGCUGCUGCAGCCGGGUUUACAUGGAGGCAGAAAGAUGCCGGAUGCAGACGCGCCGCCGAAUGUGACCGUGUCUACCUCAACCAUUCCCCUCUCUAUGGCUGCCACCCUGCAGCAGAACCAGCCACCAGACCUGAGCAGCAUUGUGCACCAGAUUAACCAGUUCUGCCAGGCCAGAGCUGGCAUUAGCACUACCUCAGUGUGUGAGGGACAGAUUGCAAACCCCAGCCCUAUAAGUCGCAACCUGCUUAUCAAUGCAAGUACCAGGGUAUCUACUCACAAUGUCCCUACACCCAUGCCUUCCUGUGUAGUAAACCCUGUUGACCAUGCUGCUGCUGCUAUUCCUCCUGCCUCUGUUAAUGUGCCCAUGGUCAAUGUUAACAGGGUGCCACCCGCCUACCAGAACGAAAUCAAAUCGGUUGCGUGGAACCAGCACCAGCUUGCACAUCUGCAGCAAAUGUGUGGGGAUGCUGCUGGGCCUGCUGGACUUGCAGGGAAACACCCUCAGAGAGAGAUUGCAGGGCAGAGUUUCCCUGGCAAAACCUCCAACUACCCUCAAGAACUGUGCAUGGGCCAGUCCUUCAGCUUGAAGCCCCCCAUCGAGAAGCCUACGCCUUCUCCGCCUGUGAACGGGUUGCAGGGACCUUUGCCAUAUACCAAUGGGCACUAUUUCCAGCCCCUCUGGAAUAACAUUCUGCCCACGCCCAACAGUGACAGCUCUGGGUCCCAGGACCUCGCCAUGCCUUUCCACGGGGGACAGCCAGCGGGAGCGCCGCUGGAUUGCGCAGGAGGAACUCAUUACAGAGCUGGAGCUGGCCCAUCCAGCCAGAAUAAUGUGAUGCAGACCAUGGAUUACCUAAGUGGGGACUUCCAGCAGUCCUGCUUCCGAGAUCAGAGCAUGGCUGUGCUGGGAAAAGUCCAUCGGCCUCCCAUGAACCGAGCACCUGAACCAACCGAUAGUCGAAAUCUUCAUAUUCAGCACCCAGGGUAUAGAUAGGCUGCAGUCACUUUCACAGACAAAAAAAAAAAAUUAUAGGUUUUAGUCUUAAUUUUAAUUAAUAAGCAAGGCGUUUUUAACUUGCAAACUUGUGUGAUCAUUAUAGUACCCAUUGGAAAAAACAUACUGUAUAUUUAAAGAGCUUUGCUUACAUGUUAUCUCUCUCCUUUAUGCAUCAAAUAUUUAACAUGCCUUUUGUGUCAAAGAAUUUCAUUACACUACUUCACUCCACAGCUGUUUCCUCACCGCAGAGUCCCCCUUUGUGCAGCUUUUUUUUUUUUUUUUUGGCCUUCUGCUGAGCAGCUCCUCACUGGACUGAGGUUGAGUUGCUGCAGGGUUUUGCAGCCACAUCUGUUCUCCAGCUCCAGCGAGAGCGAGGUAGUGUAGCUGCUUCCAUUUCCAUCUCAAUUUCCUCACAAGAUUAAGAGCAACAGAAUUUUGUCAGGGAGUAGGGCUUAUUUUCAACUUGAAAGCCCAUUUCAUUAAUGCAUUAAACAUUGACCAUUUGCACUGUCUAGAGGCCUGUGUAAUUGAAAAAGAGCCUACAUUUGAAAAGAGCCAGCUAGGGGUAUGUAUUUAGUCUUUAAUAGAGGGAGAAGCUUUUCAGCUGUUUCUUUCCCACUUGGACUUUGUUCAAAGUCAAGUCUCUGGCAGAUUUUUCUGACACUUUCUGUUUUCUGGACAGGGUAUGGAGGAGGGGAAUGGCAGAUUUGGGAUGCAGGCAGCCACGGGGAGCUGCCUUUCUCCGUGUUCCCCUUCCCCACUGCCCUUCCAUCAGCCUCAAAGCUCACGUUGUCUGAAUCCCUCGCUGCUAGGAGUCUGGCCACCUUCA